Messenger RNA from Candida dubliniensis CD36, 2361 nucleotides. RefSeq lists its product as uncharacterized. NCBI's taxonomy places the organism in Eukaryota, Fungi, Ascomycota, Pichiomycetes, Serinales, Debaryomycetaceae. The transcript has a single exon. The record is from RefSeq and is a predicted model, not a curated record. Bases 1 to 2361 code for a protein of 786 amino acids.
AUGAUUCUCUGGUUCCAAAGAAGGGGUGGACUACGACAGUUGUGGCGACAUGUUUGUACCAGUGUGACACCAGAAUCACUGCCAGCUGUAUAUCUAAGUAAAUUGGAAAACGCACGAGCAGAGACGAAAACCAUAUUGCCAUUAAAUUCUUUUGCAUCAUUGGGUAAAGUGACAAAGUUUCAGAAUGCAACCAAGAGGAGAAUUGAUGUAUCACGACAUUUGGAGUUAGAGAUCCAGUCAGUUUUCCAUCAAGUUAUUAAAUUGCAUCAUUGGUUCAGCAACAAAAAGGUUCUUGAAAGUACAGUAGACUUGAUAAAUAGAGACCGGGGCCAGAUAUUAAUUAUGAGGAUCCAACUAGACCACGUUUUCACCUCCCAUCAUGUACCGUCAGCAGCCGAAAAGAAAGAAAUUGACAGCCUAAUACAUAGUGUGGUUAAAAAGAUAUUUGAUUCUAACCUAGAUUUUGGCAUGAAAUUAGACAAAAUGUAUCCUCCAGUCAUAAAAUAUUAUCAAACAAGCGAUGCGUCCAACUAUGUUCAAGCCACUUUACAAGUAGAAACCCUGCAACUCACGGAUCUAAACUGCAAUAUAAAAAAAAUGGCUACAAAAUUCCAAAACCUUCAUAAAUUGGCGUCAUCAAUGAAGAGAACAGACCAAAAGUCACCACCAUUGGCUUUUUAUGGCAGCUUGAAAAAAACUUCAUCAGGUGUGAUUCAAGAGAUAAUAUUAUCAGAAGCACUACAAGCCAGGAUAUGUAACCGCAUCAAGCAAACAAUCGCACAUCGUGGGGAAGUAAGCAUUCUCGGUGAAGAACCAAAGGCGUCUGCAAUAAUUUCUCAAGUAGGCAAAGAAUUUAGAUUGUCAAUUAAAACCAAUGUGUAUGUUGAACAAUACCCAAAGAAAUUUGCCUCGUUUCAUUACAAAAGAGAUUUAAGCGAGAUGAAUUAUGAAAUAGUACAAUUAGUUUUUAAGGGCCUAAAGGGUACAGGUAUCGAACUUGACGAGAUUUAUACACUAGAUUCUUUAGUGAAGGAGAAUUCGGUAGUUCUGACAUCCAGCAAAUUAAGGAUCGUGUUUGCUGAAGAUUAUUUAAAGCCAAGUGAUUCGACCCUCAUAUUCCCCGAAGUAAACGAAGAGGUAUUGCCGAAAAGACGUAAACUAGAUCGAAAUUCAAAACAAAGAGAUAACAAGGGAUUCAGAUUUGUUAAUUUUGACAAGUUACAAGGGAUAGGUUUAGCAAGUUAUAAGAAAGCGGGCCCAGAAAAACCUUGUUACACAGUGACCUUGACAGAUUGGAAUACAGGACGAGGAGGAGGAGGCUACCGACCGGUUUUGGGAUUAUCACCGCUCACAGUAACUAGUGUAGCAGGCAAGAAUUUUAAAAAUCCUACAAACAGAGAAGUGAUUGAACUAAUUGGGUUUCUGAUACUUCGCGAGCUUCUGUGUAAAUGGGCUAUAACCAAUUUGACAAUCAAGCCAAUUCAUAUAAUAAAUGGGUUUCUUGCUAGUGUACGAUCAGCAAAGCUCAUGGAACAAAGCCCAAAAGGGUACAUCAAGCUUGACUUGAUCAAUGCCGUCCAAGCAUAUAUGGGGCUCAAAUACUUGGAGGAAAACAAGAUUGAUGGAAUUGCAAAAUGGUAUAAAACUAGACUCGAAACAAUAAAUCUAAGUUUUUAUUUCGAUAAAGAUACAUGGAUAACUAAACAACAACCCAAAUUAGAAUCCUUAUGUCAAUCACACGUCGCUGGGCCUUUGGAUUUAACACUUUUUUCACAAGUAAAUCGGCCAACUUUAUUGAAAUAUUUACCCCAUAAACUUCCGCCCAUACCUCGAUUGAAUAACAACUUUCUUUAUUCUUUUAUUCGAUUAUCUUUCUCGCAUCCUUUCCACAAUAAGAAGCACAACAAGUUGAUUUAUUUUAAAAAGUCAUUAGACGGGUUAGGAGAUGCCAUUUUGAAACGGCUCUCCUGUGAAUAUUUUAUGAAUGUGCUGCAAACAGACCCAACCUUUAAAUGGAACAUCGAUGACAUUCAUUUCAUCAAUACAAAUAUACUUUUUGGCAGAUUGGCAAUUGCCUAUAGGUUACAUGAAGGCAUACAAAACGAAAAUUACUCAACAUUUAUCAAAAACCGAUUAUUGGGCCCAUUAGACUCGGCAAAUGUAUUCUUGGGUAAUCAUUUUGAAAUUCUUGUUAGUGUAUUAUACCUUGAUAAUCCUGAAACUUGUAAAGAAUGGAUGUUUAAAGUGUAUGACGCUAUUAGGGGCAACUUGACAACCUCUAACGAAACCGAAACAUUUUUGGAUAAAGAAAAGUAUAUACGUCUUUACGAGCACCAGUUAAAAACACAUACACUUUAUUGA